Molecule: messenger RNA, 1026 nt
Organism: Drosophila takahashii
Lineage: Eukaryota; Metazoa; Arthropoda; Insecta; Diptera; Drosophilidae
Source: RefSeq, a predicted model, not a curated record
AUGAAAGCAUUGGCGAGGAGCUACGUUUGGUGGCCAAAUAUUGAUGCGGAUAUCGAGCUCACAGUUAAGCGCUGCCAAGCCUGUCAGGAAACUCGAAAUGAGCCGCACAAAUCGGAAGUACACUUUUGGGAAUCUACUAAGAAACCUUGGUCGCGUCUUCAUGUUGACUUUGCAGGACCGUUUCAAGGCAAGGUGUUCUUUUUGGUCGUUGAUUCUUUCUCAAAGUGGCUCGAGGUUAGCGUUGUCAAGUCUACAUCAGCAGCCUGCGCCAUCGCGUUCCUUCGCCAGCUUUUUGCUACUCAUGGAAUUCCGGACGAGUUGGUUUCGGAUAACGGAACCGCGAUUACAUCUGAUGAAUUUAAAAAAUUUAUGAGCAACAACAUUAUUUGCCAUAUCCGAUCGGCACCUUUUCACCCGGCGACCAAUGGGCAAGCUGAGCGGAUGGUCCAAAGCACAAAAGGAUUCUUAAAGAAGAUGGAACGAGAUACUGACAUAAAUCUAGCUCUGGCCCGAUAUCUGUUCAGCCAACAUUGCACACCGCAUUCGACAACGGGACAUUCGCCAGCAGAGUUGCUCCUGAAGCGGGAACUCAAAUCAUUUCUUGAUAAGAUUCAGCCAAACGAAAUCAUAUUGGGUAAGGACUCUGAACCAGUCAAUAAGAAGAGUUUUGUUACAGGUAGCCCAGUCUGGGUCAGAAACUAUUCAAGCGGCCGGAAAUGGAUUGAAGGUCGCGUAUCGGAGCAAACUGGACCUAUAUCUUACACAGUGGACCUCGAUGAUAGCCGUGUGGUUCGACGUCAUCUAGACCAGCUUCGAGCUCGCGAACCUAAUACCCCGUCUUCGUUUUCUGACGACUCUUCCCCCGUUCCAGACCCAGUAUCACCGUCGAUGGGUCACGCCGUAAAUACAGAGAACUCGCCAGCGCGACUAGCGUCAGUUUUGGAGCCGAUCCAAGCGGAAGUGACACCGCGAAGAUCCAGGCGUCAGCGACAACCCCCACAAUAUUACAAUGCAUCUGGGUGUUAA